Molecule: messenger RNA, 1029 nt
Organism: Drosophila biarmipes
Lineage: Eukaryota; Metazoa; Arthropoda; Insecta; Diptera; Drosophilidae
Gene: Prosalpha4T1
Product: proteasome subunit alpha type-7-1
Exons: 1
Coding region: 72-845 (257 amino acids)
Biological process (GO): ubiquitin-dependent protein catabolic process
Cellular component (GO): proteasome core complex, alpha-subunit complex; nucleus; proteasome core complex
Source: RefSeq, a predicted model, not a curated record
UUAUAAACAAACAAUCUUGAAUAUUGUCUGACAAGGGCAAUCAUUAAUCUGCAGCUUAGUCAUUUUAUAAGAUGUCCUCCCGCUACGAUCGAGCUGUGACCAUAUUCUCGCCGGACGGUCACCUUUUGCAGGUGGAAUACGCCCAGGAGGCCGUUCGAAAGGGCUCGACGGUGGUCGGAGUUCGGGGGGCCAACUGCGUGGUGUUGGGCGUGGAGAAGAGCUCGGUGGCCAAGCUGCAGGAGGAGCGCACGGUGCGCAAGAUCAACAUGCUCGACAACCAUGUGGGAAUGGCCUUUGCCGGCCUAACAGCCGACGCCCGUAUCCUAAUCAAUCGUGCCCAGGUGGAGUGCCAGAGCCAUCGACUCAAUUUCGAGAAUUCGGUGACCGUGGAGUACAUUACCAGGUAUAUUGCCCAGCUGAAGCAGAAGUACACGCAGAGCAAUGGACGUCGACCCUUUGGGAUAUCCUGCCUCGUAGGCGGCUUCGAUGCCAGCGGAACUGCCCAUCUGUUUCAGACUGAACCAUCCGGAGUUUUCUACGAGUUCAAGGCGACCGCCACUGGACGCUCGGCCAAUACUGUGCGAGAGUUCUUCGAGAAAAAUUACAGCGAGGAGAAAGUAAGUACCAAUCGUGGAACCUAUAAACUGGCCAUAAGCGCACUUCUCGAAGUCGCCACGCAGUCGGGACACAAUCACCUGGAGUUGGCCACCAUGGAGAUCGGUUCGCCACUGAGAAUGUUGGAUAGCAAGUUAAUCGCCGAAUUUGUGAAUAUCAUUGAGAAGGAAAAGGUGCAGAAGCACGAGAGAAACGCUAGGAAAAUGAAUAGACGUUAUACUAAACCCUAAAGCUAUCCUAUCAUCGUCGGAGAUGGUCGUUGACUUGAUUAACAGUUCAAGUUAAAACUUGUCUUUUUUCUUGAUUUUUUGGUUAAUGAAAAACAUAUUUAGUUCUACCUUUUGUAUUCCUUUAAAAAUGUAUAUUUUUUUUUUAGUUAUGGAAUCAUAGUAAAUCUUUAAAUAAGUAUUUGAA